AUGCCUCUUUACUGUAUCACCAGCAUGUUCUUCGACUUCUCAGUCUAUUUUUACUGGCUUGUAGCUCCUGUCUUAGUUAAAGAGCUUCGAGCGCCCGCAGUAGCAUCUGGAGCCAAAGAUGACACACCCUUAAUCAUAGGAGCUGCUGAUGCCUUAACCUUUUGUUUAGCUGGUUUAUUAGCCCCUGUAAUGGGGAUAUUAACAGACAAAUGGCGUGGAGAGAUUCUCUGUGAGAUCGGGUGUAUCUUCCAAGCCAUUUCCUGUAUUUUAACGGCACUCUUUUAUGUGAACAACACGAGUAUAUGGCCGUUAUUUUUGUUCUUAGUGAUUCAAGGUGUUGGGCUUUCUAUGUUUUGGUCUCCUGAUGAGACUUUAAUAGGUGCUGAAAGUUACAUAGGAGAAGAAAAUAAGAACAUCUCAUAUUUCGCUACACUCAGCGCCUUUGGAAAAGCUGUUGGAUUUCUCUUUGCAGGAAGUGCUACUGUUUUAAUGGGAAACACUUACUCCUUUUACUUCGGAGCUUUACUCCCUUUGAUCAUUUUCGUCGUCUUCCCCCGCAUUCCUGGAUACAAAAACGACCAGACCAAUCCUUCAAAAGUGUUUCAGAACAACGCCGUGAAGAGAGUCCACCCAAAGAUCUUCUAUUACACGUCAUUAAUAGUUCACCUGUUUAAUUAUGGCAUCAUUGCGAUAGUCCAAAACCAGUAUGUGGACUACGCCACGGACAAAAACAUUAUAUUGAAAGGAGUCUCCUCCACCCCCUCGUUAUUUGUUGGUAUCUUCUUAUUCAGCGAGAAUGUAGUGCAGACGAUCACUUUUGUAGUUUUGGGGAAAUGGGUGGGAUGGCAGUAUCACCAAAGAUACAACUUAAUAGCUUUUGUUGCUAUGUUUGUCGUCUCGUGUGGAUUAUUUAUAUUCACAAACGGGUGGAUGGUGAUGAUAUUUAGCGUGCCAAUGGGAAUGGUCGCUGGAUACGAAUUACAGGCGAAUUUGUAUUACUCAAUUACAGUCUCAGAAGCACAUGGAAAGUACUUGGGGAUCUCUGAAUUUAUCGGAGAAAUGACGUACUCUUUGUCUCCUUUAUUGGUCGGUAUAUUCUGCUCUGCGUUAAGUCGUGUGUGGAUGCACAUUAUUAACAUGUCGAUGUGCGUCAUUGGAUUCACUAUAGUCGGUGUCGCUACUUUACUCUACCAGAAAACACACCUGUUCGAUAAGAAAAUCACACAAGAAAACACUCCAAUUGAGCUGGAGGACUUGUCAAGAACUUCAUCGAUGGAAAAAACUAGAGACUCGAUGGACUCGGCUAGAGCUCUCACUUCUAUGGACGGUAAUGAUAAUUAUAGAAACGCUAUUUUGAAGGCAAUUACAGAGGCUAAAGAAGAAAGUCCAGAAAUCAACAAAGCAACUCCACCUAUGAAUAAAACAGAGGAAAUUGUCAAUGCACAACAAAAAAGUGAAAUAAAGAAAUAA
Entamoeba invadens IP1 is the source of this 1470-nucleotide messenger RNA. RefSeq lists its product as hypothetical. The coding region runs from base 1 to 1470 and encodes 489 amino acids. Gene Ontology annotation, molecular function: transmembrane transporter activity. The record is from RefSeq and is a predicted model, not a curated record. The transcript has a single exon. NCBI's taxonomy places the organism in Eukaryota, Evosea, Mastigamoebida, Endamoebidae. Gene Ontology annotation, biological process: transmembrane transport.